GCCUUAUGUGCGAAUAGCUCUUGUUCUAUGGCUACUACGUUUCGAAACAGGUAAGGAUAUAUAAUUUGUAGUUUCUAAGACAAUAUGACGGCUCCUUUGUAGGUUUACCUGAUCAGAAUUAACAUUUGCGAUUUAUUGUAUGAAACUAUUUGAUCACGGUCAUGAUCAGUUUACAUUUCUCAUUUGUACGAGCAAAUUAUCUUGCAAGAGGUACUUUUAAGCCUAAUAAUACCUUUGUUAAGUAAAAGUUGUACAAUUUUCAUAUACUACAUGGUCAUUUCAAUCAAUGCAAGUUAAAAUUCUUCUGCUACUUUCAUGAAGAAGGAAGUGCUACACAAAAUGAACUAAUCAGAGAACAGUUAACAUUCUGUGUUAAUUUCCCAAGAUGGCGUUCGCUUAUAGUUUAUUUCGUUGGUGUUUAAAGGUCUUAAUGAAUCUGCCACAACAAGAGGAGGACGUCAUUGUCUUUUCGUGAUUUUCUAAAUAUUUAGAUGAACGAGGGAUUUGUGGUGUGCGAACAGUCAGUCACGCAACAUAUGUUAUGCAGCGUGUCCGCAUAUUUUGUUCCCGAGGGAGGUUAUGUCAGGGUACGUUCACACUAAUUCUUCGUUUUCACUGUCACGCAAUAAACACGGCACAAAAAAAUACAUUUGAAACCGUCCAGUGGAAGAAGCCAAGAAAAUGAAAUGUUAUAAAAGACUAAUAUAUAAACAAUUUGUCCAAAUCUCAGGUCUUUGUGGCCCACAGUUUCUGAGUUAGUUGCCGAAACAUUUCACGCACCUUUGUAGAGCUUUGUAUGGAGACGCCAUAUUGGUGGACAGAAACUGUCCACGAAUAUGGCCACCGGAAAUCAACAAAAACAUCUGGAGUUCACUUUUUCUAUAAAAACUCCUCCUUUUCACUUGAGAACUAGCAUACUUGCGCAUAAACAUAUCUUCUAAUACUUGAAAUGGUUAAACUGCUGAAAAUCAAGCGGAGAGACUUUUUUCAAGGAGAUAGCAUUCCUAUUUUGGUGUCACGCACUGUGAAAACUCGGAAGUUCAAACUGCUGUAUUUUCGAAAUGAAACAUGCUUCGGGGCUGGAAACUUGUACAAUCUUCAACCUAGUGUAAAAAGAAUUCGUAAAACCUCGCUUUUUUGACUUUGCAAUCUGAUGACGUCACCGUGAAAACCAUCAAUGCCCAGGGACGGGUACAAAAUGGUGCUUUGUCCACACUCUGGGUACGCAAAUUGUCUUUCGUCCACUUUGCUCCGUCAGCAGACGCCAUUUUUGCAAAAGGAGCGUAGCAAGGAGUUAUGGGUAUGCGAAGAAGUUCGAAGAAGUUGAUUGUGUGGGUAGCACUGCCUCGGAACCAACGGAAAACGCGUGCUUACAGGGACCCGGUGCCCACUUGAGUGCCCGAGUACAAGGUCUCGACCAGCGGGUAUAACUGUUCAUAGAUUAAAAUUCAGUAGAAGAAGACACAAACACAGAAAAUGGAUAACUUUUAGCGUGUUUUCAUUUUCUUUUUUGUGUGUGUCCUCGAAGAUGAUGAAUUUUAAUAUAUGUUGCGUCGGGUCUUCUCAAUGGUCAGGGUUCGCGUCCCGUUUUUUUCUUUCUUCAGGUCAAGUCCUUUUUCAACGGCUUAGAUUGUUUCCUUAACAAUGAGGAUUCACCCACCUCUGUACAUUCUCUAUCACUGGAAUUUCACAUACAUGAUUUGUUUCAUAUAUCAAUUCAGAUCGUAUGUCAACGUUUAUCCUUAGUAAUUCAUACAUAGUACACGUCAGACGUAAAAUUUUUCAUCAGACCAAUCAGUUUCUCAAAGCUUAUUCCUUUCUUUUUUUUUUUUCUGUUUCAGUUUCUAUGGGCGCGAUCCAUUCAACCAAAAUUUCCGGAAAUUUCGGUCCAAAACUCAAUGGAUCGGUUCGGUCCAACCGGAAAAGUUUCGAAAAAACGGGUCCACCUUUUGAGGUGGUCCACUUUUCCCGGUCGGACCGGUUGGAAUUUUGGUUGAAUGGAUCGCGCCCUAUCUUUACCGGGCUGCCGGGCAAGCCCAGUCAUAAAAUGGGUUUUCGGUCGUCCGUGUCACAAAGUGGUCAUCCGGGGGAGGGAAAACACGAGGGUCUGGUACGUAGAAACGAUGUUCUCACAAAUGGUUUCAUAGGGUUUUCUCUUGCAUGAACUCUUGCACGGAUACUUUUUGUACCUUGUCUGCGUUCCCCCUGAAAAAACCCACAAGGCGUUGCGAACCUGAAGAAGGCUAUUUGCGUAGUUCGAAGCUAUUCGACCAUGGGAGUAAUUCUAUAAUUUUUUUAUUGUUCGAGUUUAAGUCAGUUAGAUGAUGUUGGCGCUGGGAAACUCAGAGAAAUGCUCGCGUUGCAUUCAAACCGACACGCCGUUCACGGUAGGUUCACACUAAAAGACUGAAAAGAUGACUGUGAGCGUCAGGUUUGGAACGCCGUGGCUGCUUCGUGAACUAUCGAUCGAUGUAGUACAUGAGCAAUUAAGAAGCACAAUUUAUGAGCAAAGUAUUUCACCAGUUGACGACACUGUGGCUGAAGACUUGAUUGUAAGCCGUCAUAGUCGGUGAAGCGAACAACUCAGUUGCCGAUGAAUGGCAGAUGAAUCCUGAUGUGAGGCACGUCCAUAAGCGAGGGACGUGACAACUUUGCCAUGUUAGAAGACUGGCUUUUCCUUUAUAUAUUUCCUUCUAUUUAAUGCAACACACGCCACUUUGGAGAUCUAAAUUUCGGAUACUGAGGAUAAAGAAGACACGGACAAAAAUAGGAACUCUGAGAAUUUCGCACACAAGUAUAAAGCUUCUCCGGGACAUCCCAUCCGGGAGCUUCACAGAGAGCGACUUGAGGAAAAUAGGAGCUAUUACUGACAAGGUUUGGUGACUGAGUAGUGCAUACAAGUGUAGCCCCUGUCGAGGUUUCAGGGGGUUUGCUUUUGUUUGUAUCUGUAUCUUGCUAAGCUUUUGUCAUUAAAUUUGUACAAGAUCUUGUGAUCACAAUUCUGUGUUUUCGCCCAUUCAGCAAGCACGCUAUAUUGAUGUCAACAUUAGCGAGUUUCAGAAACAUGCCUUUGAAAAUUUUCAGCUCUCGUGAUGUUUCUUGAUAUUUCUUUUACCAUUUUAUGGAGAUGUAAACUGAAGUCACCGCAAAAUGGAAACUUAAAAAAGCGUAUAAUCCAUUUAUCUCGAAACAUAACACACAUGACUUAUACGACCUUUAUUUUCUGUAUUUUCGUAUAGGUGUUUUGAAUACGAACGAACACAGUCAAUGUGAGGGGCAAAAACAGCAUUAAUAUAAAUGAACCAUAGGAUUUUAACUAAUAUAAGGGUCAAUUAUUGUGCAUUGAGAUGAGUCGCUUGAAAAGAGAGACUUCGCUUGAAGAUGUGAUCAGAAGUAAACAAAGGCAUAAUAGUUCGUCACGUUCAGUCUUUUUAAUAUCCAAGGAGUCUCUGUGAAUAGUGUUUCCAUAUUGUUUAGCUAGCACAAAAACCUCGGACGAGUUAUAAAGCGGCAUAGUUUCCAUGAAGAAAAGUUAGUCUUGGGUGAGACAAACAGAACUGGAGCGAAUUUUUAACUCACAUCGGUAUCAGGUAAAAAAUAUGUUAUCGAUCGUUUCAUCUAUUUACAUUGUUUGAAGUGCGUGCUGGUGAACGCAACAUGCGAGCGAGAAAUCUUUAAACUUUUUUAGCUCUCAAAAUGCAAAGGAUUGUAUUCCUUUAAGUUAGAGAAAAAUACCGUGAGGAAAAUCUUAAAACUGAAUACUUUUCAUCUUGUGAAAAAAAUAGUGCGUUUUCAUGUAGACUGUGGACCGAAAAUUAGGAUCGCACUUUUCACAAACAUGCGAAUUGUGGAGUUCAGAAGCCAACCGACGAUUGCGUUUUUCGCUGCUGUCAAUCAUCUUAACGGACCUCUUAGGAAACAAAACUUUACUUCACGGGUUCAAAAGGUCAUGGUUUGUGAUUUGUGGAUUUCGAUCCGUCUUGUGUGUUUGUCUGUUUCAAGGUUCGUUGCUUGUGAUCGUAAUUAUGAUUGACGGCAGCGAUAAACACAAUUGUGAAGGUGGCUUUUGAACUUUAGAGUUCGCAUGUUUGUGAAAAGCGCAGUUAAGUCUCCGUGCAGUCAGUGAGGCCCCUGGAUCAGGCGGGAUCAAUGGGCAGUUAACUGUCUGUUUUAGUAUACUUCUGGUUUUCAUACAAUACAAUAUUUCUGUCUAGUGUAAAUCAGCUCAGUCUGUCGCAUUUUAUGCUCGUAGAAGGACAACAAUUUUUGGAAUUUCCGGUUACGUCAAAUUAGUCACGUUAUACUGUCACGCUAUAUUUUGGGGCACAGAGGGAUUGGGGGAGGGGGUGCGUGGAAAUAAUGCAAAUUGUUUCCUGUUUAGAAUUCAUGGCUAACUUGUUUAUUUUUAUUCAUAAUGGUGGAAUUUAAGAGUUAUUAUACAGCCCCCACUUAAAAAUGGUACUCUUUUUUUUGGUUAUGAAAGUCUUUCAAAAGGGUACAAUGUUCUGAAUGAGUUUAUGUUUCAGUCUCACAUGAGAUUCUGUUACAUGCAAUGGUUGCCGACAAGGUUGUAUGGUAGCCUGAGUGUGUAUAGCCGCCCCCUCCCCUCAGAAAAAAUAGCCCCUUUGCAGCCCAGUUAAAAAUCGCCUUUCGGCGAUUCUUGUUUUUUUUAGAACAGAGAGGGGCCUUCAAUGUAAUGGGCCCCACACCCCGGCGGCCUGGGUUCAAGUGUAACAUACAAUGGCGAGUUGUUGCUUCAGACUCUAAGACAAUUUCUAGACUUGUAAAUUACACUUUGUAAAACUUUUAUUAAAUUGACUCCUGAACUACGUUAGGGAAGCUCCGCCAUUUCUCUUAAUGUGCAAACAACACACACACAUCAUAAGGGUUUACUUCAGGGAUGGAUUAUUAGAAACGUGAUGGGGGUGGGGUCAGCUGUCAGAGAGGUUGGCUCGCAAGGAUAUUCUCUGGAUGAUUGCCUGUGUAAGAUUUAUUGUUUUCCCACCUCCACCAUCACUUUUUUCAUGAUCAGGUGCUUUUAUAGUCGACAUAAUCCGUCUUUUUUAUCUUUUCUUAUAUUGCCUAGAGGGACAGAAGGCUUGUUCUUGCUACACUUUUGAAGGUAAGAUGAUCGACAAAAUGUUGAACUGGAAAAAGGCAAAUGAAUCUUGUGAGGCUACAAAUAUACACCUUGUUGUCAUGGAGACUGAGGCAGAGUGGCGAUUUAUUACCGACGAAAUUGGGAAGCUAGAUAUCAAAUAUAAUGAGUGGCACAUUGGUUUGUUUAAUGCAAGUGGAAACUGGACUUGGAUCAAUGGUAAACCUCUGACUUUAAACAAGUGGCAAACAAAUGAACCUGGCCCUGAGGACCUUUAUGGUCUCAUUCAUAAGAACUUUCCUGUGGGUUCUAAUGGGACAUUCAGCAGCGCUAAGGGAGUUAUACAUAGAGGUUAUAUUUGCGAGCAAGAAACAGGUAAAACUAAGUCACAUUAACGUAGGUGUAUUCUCAAAUGUGCUUCUUUUCAUUUCACCUUCAGACUAAAUAGCCUCUUAAAAGACGGUCACGGAAGCAACGUUUUAUUCAGUACAAGCGCAGUAGUUAUAAUUGCUACUUAAUUGUAACGAGCUGUGUUUGUUUUAAAUACUAUGAAAACGAUGCGUCGUGAUUCGUAAUUGUAAUUAAAACAACUUUAUUGAAUAACUUCUUGGCACGACUAGGGACCGCAGAUCGCAACCACUUUGAGAAAAGGUGUUUGUUAAAUAAGUCAUUAUAUAAUUGUUUUUUCUCAUUUUAAAUCGACUUAAAGGUGGCUCGAGGGUUUUUCAGGGUCAAUACCUCCCAAGUUUGAGCAUAAAAUAAGUCGCCAUAAUUCUAGAAUUUAGUUUUAGAAUAGAUGGAUUUUAUUUGUAUGCCUCGUUGCGCUACGCUCUAGUCAGCGGUUUAUUGUAAAAAUGUUUGUUUACUAUAACAAAUAAGCAAAUCGUGUUUAAACCAUGACUGAGUUUCAAGAUUAGUGAUAUAUUGUAAGGCAGCAAAAUUACGGCUGUUAUUCGUUUUUUUUUUUUUUCAGAAAUUUCCUGUUUACAAGUGACAGCUUCUCAUUAUUCAGGGGUAUUGUUUCCAACAAGUUUUAUUUUUGAGUGAACAGCAGCAACUGACGAUGCAUUUGAAAUAUGUAUGCAAAAAGGUUGUCCUCGAAAAAAUAAAACUAGCCGUAGAAGCUUCUUUUUAAAUUAUCUCGAUAACGCUCUUACAGAUUUCGCUUAAAUUUUCUCAAACAUUGAGGCGGCUAUUGGAAGAAAAGUUUCUCGUGAUUGAUUUUCAAGAACAGUUCCUAGUGCCGAAAAAUACGGCUGCAAGUAAAAUAGGUGAUGGCGUCAUCGACAUGAUGUCGUGAAACCCUGAUCACAACAUAUUUUCAUUUUUAUACAGCUGUGGUGGUAAUUUUUCCAAAUCAUUUUUAAUGGCGACGUAAUUUAUGCUCCAACAUGUGAGGUAACUCUAUCGAGCCACCUUAAUUAACUUUAUCUUUUUCCCUUACAGAUAACUGCGACAUAACUGGCAAUAUAAGCGUCUGUAUGAGACAUUAUGAUGUGACGACACCUACUGAAAGACCACAAACCAGACCAACCUCAUCACAUCAGUUCACCACCACAGAAACAGACAGUACAAAUUCAGCUUCUCAACUCCCAGGUUUUCCAAGCUUUAGUCCAUGCUUAGUCAUAUUUAUCAAUAAAAAAUGAGGGACCCUCAUUUUUCUCUCUCCCCGCUGCGUCUCGCCUUUCUCGCGUGGGGUGAUUUUCACGCCCGCUCGCUUUUCGCUGGCUUUACUAUCCCUGAGGAAAUAUGGGGACUGCUCGUAGUCUAUCAAAAUUCGAUUAAUCAGAAACUAUUUCGAAAGUUUUGUAAUGCAAAUUUGUUACCGCAUUUGAUGAUAGCGAAGACACUGUUUGAAAUGGCAGAAAAUCACGUAAAUUCCUUAAAGCUCUAGGAUCUAUAGAUAAUUUCCUCAAGGUAACAUAAUUGUACUCCACGACUUUGAAGUAAAAUUUCUUUAUCAUUUAUACUUCCUUUAUAAAGAAACCGAACAAGGCCAGGAAGAGAGAGAGAGAGAGAAAGAGAGAAAGAAAUAGAGAAGGAAUUAAGCUUCCAAAAACAAAACGUAGCAAAUAGAGAGAACUUCAAAUUUUUCAAGCCUUUUUCCCACUGCAUGGGAAGUGCUUAAAACAUAUAAUGCUCUUUUCGAAGGGCUUCUUUUAUCUGAAGGCGAGACUUGAUUAGUGGAAAACGUUCAGUUUUCGGUUUUAGUUUUUCGUUUCCCAUAAUAAAAGUUUUAUCCUGGAAACAUGAUUUAAUGUAUCACGUGUAUCAUACUUUUUAUAUCACAUUUUUGCCCCCCUUUUUUUAGGAUUUACAAACCCGCAGUUAGGCGAGGACAAAGAUGACACAAUAGUUAUAGUAGCGGCGACCCUUGCAGCUAUCUUAUUCAUUGCACUAAUUGUACUUGGUGUAGUUCUAUUUUUGAGGCGGAAGAGACGACAAUCACAUGGUAACUUGCUUUCAACAACAGGACAAUGUUAAUGUUGUAAACAAUUUUUAUUCAGACUAUUUCCUUUUGUUAGCUCUGUUUUUUGGAAAGGUAGAGCCCGAAGAGACGCUGGCUACCAUGUAAUACUGAAAAAGGGUACCGGAUCCGCUACCCGUCGGAAAUUAAACUCCGACCGUUCUAGGUGUGACAGGCUUAAUAUUGUACCCUGACAACAACAACAACAACAACAAGCUUCAUUUACAUUUCGCUUUAGAAUAAUUAUAGUUACAUAAGGUAGUUUUAGUCUAACGCUCAGUUACAAUGCAAUAUAAUAAGGUCCUCUUCUAAAAAACAGACGACAAAAGAAGAAAAUUCAAAAGGUUGAGUUUGAUCGUCCGGGUGAACGUAGUCCUGAAUAGGACUGUUGUUGUUGACAGUGACUGAGAAGACAAAGAAGAAAAUAACUGCGUUUUAUUAUUAAAAAAGUUAAGAAUGCCUCAUCUUUCUUUUUUUCUGUUUUGAUUUAAAUUAUGAUUAUUUUUUAAAUUAUUAUUUUCUGAGUACAGUGUUAGCUCUAUGCAAUACCUAAGUUAGUUUAAAUAUUGCACGUGUUUCCAUCAUAUACCAAAACGGAUACCCAGCAAAUCCACAUUUUCAACAUGGAGUCCUGUUUCGUAAGUCAGAGAAUCAGUGACUUUUAAACUCGUCGGACAUAAUUUAUUAAGAAACAAAUUAUCUGGCAUAGAACAUAAUGAGGAUUUUGUCAAGGUUUUCGAUCCGAUCCCUACAAUAAUAUUCACUGAAUUUUAGCUGUCAUCCUUGAAACAUUUUCUUUUCUUCUUGAAACUCUUGAAAAAGAAAAUGAAUGAAAAACAAGGUCUUAAUAUAUAUAUAAUUGUUUUUUUUAAGGUGCUGAUGGGAAAGCAAAUAAGUCGUUGUAAGCAUGAUUCAAUUGCUUUUUGGUUUCUUCCUUGUUAUUAUUCAUUUGUAGACAUUACCAUUAUUGCAGUUUAAGCUUUUGCUUGUAGCCAGUGAAAGAAAAUGGCCCGAGCUAAAGGCUAUAUAUAAUUUUUAAACAAAGUCGAUGGCUCGAGUACAUUUUAUUUGCCCCGCAAAUCACCUAACGUAGUCUAAGGAUUGUCCUGGUAAAUACACUGGAGUAUUUGUUUAGUCUCAAGCUACAUUAUUUUCAACAAGUAAGAUGAUGUUUUUACACUUUGUCAUGGACUACAUUUUUUUAUGGAAUAACUGCACUUUCCCUGACGUGUUUAUUGAAGAUCUUUUAAAGGAAACAUUUUUUUAGUGAAUGGUGUAUAUUCUAUUGCACCCAUUUAAAUCACGCACCCAAUGUCACGGAUCACAGGUUUUGACGUACCUACGCUUAUUGACAACUAUUUUUUGUCUCUUACUUAUUUCAAUAAGCCAGUCGAACCAGCCAGAGAACCAGUACGAACCCAUCGACCCGGCUGAGGCCGCCAUACUGCUUGGGAAAACGAACAGUACCAACAGUCGCCCUGAGAACGAACAACCUGAAUACGCUAUGGUAAAGAAAAACGACCGAAAAGAGGUGUGUAUUGAAUAUCUAAUCAAGGUCUUGCUGCAAAUGAUAAUGAAAAACUAUUAUAGCUAUAGGUAAGUUCGCCAAAAUGUCGUCUAAUAAAAAAAGGCUUCUUGAUUCGUGAGUUUUAGAGAAACACUACCAUUCUCAGCAUUGAGAAAGGUAGGAUGAAAUUGAGGCUGAAUCGAGGCAAUUUCUUUUGGGCGCCUUCUAGAAAACGAUAUGUCCAUGUUUUGGUCUCUCCAAACUUGAUUGCCACAAGAUUUUAAUCAAAAAAUAGAAUCAUCAAUUUCAUUGACUGGUUGGUCAAUCCAAAGCUUGUCACAACACGAUCUGCGGAGUAACUGCAGAAUACCCGACCAUUUUGAAGCUAUACUCCCAUAACAGUGGCUACGUGGCUACGCGGCUACGCGGCUACGCGGCUACGUGGUUAGGGUUAGGGUUAGUUAUCCCUACGCACCUAUCCCUAACUCUAACUUUAACUCUAAGUGGCUACGUGGCUAGGUGGCUACACGGCUAGCCCUAACAGUAACUUUAACCCCAAGUGGCUACGCGGCUACGUAGCUAACCCUAACCAUAACCCUAAACUGAAUCACAGCUCUAACUCUCACCCUCACCCUAACCCUAACCCAAACCCAUAGAGAACGCAGCUACGUUGGUGAGAUAAUUCUAACUCUUAUCCUAACCCCGAGUCAGUCCGUCCCCUGGCCAAGUCUAACCCGAACUGAAAUGCUUAUAGAACGACGCAAAUUGUGUGGUAGUGGGAGUAAAUAGGAGGAUAAGGGGUAUUAGCUUCGAAGUGAGCUGCUAUUCUAAGUAGCCCCGUACCCACGUAGCCCCUUAGCCACGUAGCCACUGUUUUAGGGGAAUAGCUUUGAAAUGGCCGGGUAUUCUGCAGUUAAGCCCGAUCUGCAACAGUGCAAAUCGGCAAGAUAGUUAGGAAACGCGCGCGCGGUAGCUAAAUCAACUUGCAACCUCACCUAAUUGUUUGUCACAGAGUAUUAACAUUAUUGUCGUCAUCUUCAAUGGUCUUAUAAAUUAUCUGGCCGGUGUUUUUAGCCAAUAAAAGAAGAUACGACGCAAGAGUCUCCUGAAAUGGAUCAUGAAUACGCAGUAGUGAACAAAGCCAAGAAAAAGGUACCUUAUUAGUCCGAUGGGAUACUCCCACAUUGUGCCGCCCGAUAGGGUAUGGCUUUUAAGGGGCUCCAUCCUAAGCAUCAUUUUUGCUCUUGCUGGCGAUGUGUUUUGGUGGAUCGAGUCCCGUUUAUUUUCUCAGCUAAAAUGUAACUGGGUAAAUGCCUAGCUAUACGAGAAACAAUUCAUCUCACCUUAGAGAAGAGUAUUAGGAAAGAGAUCUUGGGAAGAUUUGGGUGUUCCCAUUAAAUUCUUACCGGUAGUUUUUGUUUUCUCCUUGAAUUGGGUCUCAUUAUUAUUUUUUUUUUAGGUUUAGGCCUUAAAUUGGUAGGGUUUAAGACCCUGGGCGGCACACACCGGGCUUCUUAGUUGUUAGUUUCAAUGGUUUUUUUUUUUUUUUUUUACCGAAACUAAGACUGAAAGGUAUCCUGCAGCAUUCGGUUAGGUUUGAAUGUGUGAGGCACAACUAGCUGACUCAGAUCGCCACUCAUCUAAAAUUCCUUCGCCAUGAAAUCGCUCAUCGACUAAAUGCUUUUAGUAAAUAAUAAACGUACCUUAAAGGGUGUUAUAAACUUCAUGGCUUUAAAACCUUUAAAGUUUUUGGUUCCACGGCCCUUUUACGGCUAGUUUUCUGUUUCUUCUCCCGGAAGAAACGUAAGUCUAGCUCAUAGUUAGUUUCCAUCAAACAACACAAUUGCACAGCGUUAUAUAGCGAGAACGCUCAUAUGAAUACUUGGGCACCAAUACGCAGGUUUAAAGUUGUUAUUCGUGCUCGUUGCCUUUGCAGAAAAAGGAUGGAGAUCUUCUUUAUGCUGAAAUCGACGUGGGUGAGUUUGGCGAAACCCAAAAUGACACUGAAGCACACAAACCGUCUUCAUAUGAGCCCACGGUAUAUGCUGACGUAAUGGUUGACAAGGCGGAUCCGGAUUCCACGCAACCAAAUUACACGAAUGUUCAGACUACCGGAAUGUAAAUGCACUAAACUUUUACCCUGAUAUAAAGAGACCAAACUGUAUAUUCAUGUAAUAAGGAUGUGAAUCUAGUGUCGCUAAAACAAAUAAAAAUGAGAAUGUGAAUGGGAAGAUUACCCUGCCGGUACUAACUCUUCGACUGUCGCAGGUUGAGAAUUUAUAGAAAUAGAUUAAAUAUUAAUUAUCGAGGUAAACUUUACUAUAUUGUGUAA
Messenger RNA from Porites lobata, 11404 nucleotides. The record is from the annotation of a GenBank genome assembly. NCBI's taxonomy places the organism in Eukaryota, Metazoa, Cnidaria, Anthozoa, Scleractinia, Poritidae.